This is a messenger RNA of Oryzias latipes (Japanese medaka), 2240 nucleotides long. RefSeq names its product golgi phosphoprotein 3a (gene golph3a). Gene Ontology annotation, cellular component: cytosol; Golgi cisterna; trans-Golgi network. Gene Ontology annotation, biological process: Golgi to plasma membrane protein transport; Golgi organization; Golgi vesicle budding. The record is from RefSeq and is a predicted model, not a curated record. Lineage: Eukaryota; Metazoa; Chordata; Actinopteri; Beloniformes; Adrianichthyidae. Gene Ontology annotation, molecular function: phosphatidylinositol-4-phosphate binding.
GUCGCCACCUGCUGGUCUCGUCGGGUACUGCAGAAUCCGCGGGGCGCCAUGUUGGCCUGAGCUCAGACAGCAGUGAAGCGGAUUACCGGAUGGUCCGGAGCCUGUAACCGGGACCCGAGAGCGCCACUGCCGGCCCCACAUGGUUGAGCAGUUACCGGCGGACCUCCUAGGGCAGAGCGGACCGCGGCGGGCGGUUCCGGCUGUGUUGGAGCCAUGACUUCGUUGACUCAGAGAGGUUCGGGCCUCGUGCAGAGGCGGACCGAAGCUUCGCGCAGUGCCGCAGACAAAGAGCGCUCGUUGGCCGAGGAGGAUGAACACGCGACCGAGUGCGCGGACGCGCGGGACGACACUGGAGACUCCAAAGAAGCCCGGCUGACCUUGAUGGAGGAGGUGCUGUUGCUGGGGCUAAAGGACCGAGAGGGCUACACCUCCUUCUGGAACGACUGCAUCUCGUCGGGCCUGCGGGGCUGCAUGCUGAUCGAGCUGGCUCUGAGGGGACGCCUCCAGUUGGAAGCCUGUGGCAUGAGACGGAAAGGCCUCCUGGCCCGGAAGGUGAUCUGCAAGUCCGACGCUCCGACAGGCGACGUCCUCCUGGACGAGGCCUUGAAGCACAUCAAGGACACUCAGCCUGCGGAGACGGUGCAGAGCUGGAUCGAGCUGCUGAGUGGAGAGACGUGGAACCCGUUGAAGCUACACUACCAGCUGAGAAACGUCCGUGAGCGUCUGGCCAAGAACCUGGUGGAGAAAGGCGUACUCACCACAGAGAAGCAGAACUUCCUGCUCUUCGACAUGACCACGCACCCGCUCACCAACGGCAACAUCAAGCAGCGCCUCAUCAAGAAGGUCCAGGAGGCGGUUCUAGACAAGUGGGUCAAUGACCCCAACCGCAUGGACAAGCGCCUGCUUGCGCUUAUUUUCUUGGCCCACUCGUCGGAUGUUCUGGAAAACGCCUUUGCCCCGCUGCUGGACGACCAGUAUGAGCUGGCCAUGAAGAGGGUGAGGCAGCUGCUGGAGCUGCAGCCCGAAGGCGAGAGCGCCAAGCCCAACGCCAACGAGCUGCUCUGGGCCGUGAUCGCCGCCUUCACCAAGUGAGCCUCGGCGCCACGGCGGUUCUGACGGUCUGCAGCCGCCUCUUAUAUUAGGAUGCGACCGACACUCACACCCACCUGGAUGUUUUCUCUUUCUGCAUCGUUCCUCUUCUGUUUCUGGGCCUAACUUUCCGAUCUGCCAUAACUUAAACUCACAGAGGGGGGGCACAGAUCAGUGUCCUGGCUGCCCCCAUACCAGUGCCUUUUAGUUUCAAAAGAUCAGUCUUCACUGAGCACGUGCAACUGCGUCUGUCCCCACAGCAGCUUAACCAAUCAGGUAGGCCCGGCUGAGGCGUAAGGUUUGCUGACGGGGCAUGUUUCUGCACUUCCCUUUGAAAAUCACCCAAAAAUCUUCAGGAGAUCCAGUUUAAGGAGAUGUUUGUUAGUCAUGAAAGUCUGCAGCAGACCGUUUAGAAAUGGUUUGCAGAGUCGGGUUCUGAUUUUCUAAAAUCGCGCUUUCGUUAGAUCGAUUCACAAGUGAAUUGGAUUCCAUUCAAUAUUAAUUCCUUUUUUCGGAUUUCCAUUCCUAAACCGACGUUGCUUGAUUCUAUUUUCUGAACUUGUGCUUUAAACUUGACGUUGCAUUUUUGCACGGUUUCUACAAGGGCCCAUCGACAUUAAAGCUAGCCAUGCGGCAUCUCACGCACCGAGAUAAGACCCUCCAUCAGGCUCCCGAGCACCGAUGCUCCUGUCAGGCUCUAAUGUAGCACAACUUAAACCAAAAUGUUCUUUCCAAAAGUAGAAGUGAGCGCCUGUAACCUGCGGGCGAAGGGGGCAGUGAGUAUCUGGACCGGGGAGGCUCUGCUAGGGCCAGAAACCAACCAGAGGGUCCCUGCCAGCCCUGUCCAGACUUUUCUCACACUUCUCUCCACGGAGCCCAUUUUCUUACGCUGGGGAGGGAAGCGGCACGCUCCUUAAGACAUAGACGACUCCUCGUUGCUCUGAACGGACCCAUAGGGGGCGCUGUCGGAGCAGGAACCCGUCCACGGAUGGGAGAACCGAGCCAGACUUCCUCAGCCGGAAUGAAGGGAAUCUUUCAUGUUCUACCUGCAUUAUUUUUGUAAUUCAUGAUGAAAUAUAUGUUUUGAUGGAAUAUCAAAAUGCUCCAUUAAUGUUUGUUGAAUAAACCAGAAUUAAGUGAAAACAAAAUCA